AUGGUCGUCCGCAUACGCCUUGCCCGCUUCGGGCGCGUCAACCAGCCCUUCUACAACAUUGUCGUCUCGCAAGCCAGCCCUUCAAUCACCACUGCACACAAUGUCACCAUCACCGACGCCUCGCAGGGCCCGGAGAUUGGCAAACGACGAAGAAUAGAGACCAUCUCAAGUACAAAGCUAACGCGCAAGCCCCCGACUCGUAGAACUGCUCGCAACAGCAAGCCCAUUGAGGUUAUUGGCACCUACGACCCCGUCCCUAAGCAAGACCCCUACGACGCUACGACCAAGCCGCACAAGGACAUCCGCCUCGACUCCCUUCGCGCACGAUACUGGAUCGGAGUCGGCGCGCAGCCGACGGAGACCGUGUGGAGGCUGCUGUCAAUGGUACGAGAUAUCCUUUCUUCCGCUUUCCUACGAUGCAUCCGGCAUAACCGUGAGAUGGGGGACGGUCAGGGAUCACGGAUCGCUGCUGCGUGGACAAUUAAGCCCUAA
Molecule: messenger RNA, 492 nt
Organism: Colletotrichum spaethianum
Lineage: Eukaryota; Fungi; Ascomycota; Sordariomycetes; Glomerellales; Glomerellaceae
Product: ribosomal protein S6 kinase beta
Exons: 2
Coding region: 1-492 (163 amino acids)
Biological process (GO): mitochondrial translation
Cellular component (GO): mitochondrial small ribosomal subunit; ribosome
Molecular function (GO): structural constituent of ribosome
Source: RefSeq, a predicted model, not a curated record